AGCAGAGGGCAGCAGAAGAAGGGACCCACUUGUCCAGGAAGCGCGCGCUGGAGGGGCUGAGGUCAGGAACAGUCUCUGCUACCACCAUGGCUUGCACUGGUGCUCGUACCAUCGAUAUGCCUGCCCUCGAGCGUCCUUUCCAGCUGGGGAUGCUGUACGACUGCCGCAGCAACACUUUCAUUCCAGGUAUCACUUUAUGGGACAGCAAGACCCUGAAGAGAAACACGGAGACAAUGCCGAAGCACUCCACUACUAAUCAGAUCAUCACAUCUGACACCAUGGCAGACAAGGCCUCUGCCCUGAGUCUGUCAGGGUCCCUGAAGGCCAGUGUCCUGGCGGGGCUGGUGGAGCUAGGGGGGUCCGCUGCAUUUUUUAACGAUAUCAAGAAAUCAAAACAUCAUGCCCGAGUAACUCUCCAGUACUCAAUGACAGACAGGUUUGAGCACCUGACUAUGAGCCAGCUGGGGCCUGAGAGCAUCUCUUAUCCUGCUGUAUUUGGGGAUCACACAGCCACCCACGUGGUCACAGCUGUGCUGUACGGGGCCCAGGCUUUCUUUGUGUUUGAUCGGGAGGUUUCCUCAUCUGAGAACAUGUGGGAGAUAGAAGGGAAAAUGAAAUUGUUGGUGGAAAAGAUACCAAAGGUCCCAGGAGGGGAAGAGACAUCUGGGAGAUUUCAAAAGAAACAAGAAAGUAACGAAAAUUUGUAUUGCACAUUUUAUGGUGAUUUUUGUCUGAAAAAGAACCCACUUAGUUACCAGGAUGCCAUGCAGGUUUACGCCAAGCUCCCUGACCUGCUCAGAAGUGAUGAAAAACAGACUGUACCAGUGAGGGUCUGGCUGUGCCCACUGAGCAUGCUGGAUCCCAGAGCGGCUCAGCUGGUGCGCGAGAUCAGAUCAGUGCUGAUUACAGAUGCUGAGAGAGCCCUGGAGCACCUGGCUGAGUGCGAUGUGCGAUGCAGCGAUAUGGAGAGAGUCAAAGCAGCUACAACCUUUCCUGAAAUCCAGAGGAAGAUCCGGGAAUUUAGGAAUUUGUGCAAACAAUGCAGACAGAUGUUCCAGGAAGAGCUCGCAAGCAGCUUGCCUGCCAUCCAUGGAGGACAGGAGGAGGAAGGGGCCUUGGUAAAGAUUUUAACUAGCAUGGAGCAGUCACCAUUCAGCACCAACCAACUCAGUGAAUUCCUGGAGAAGAAACAGGAGGAGAUGAAUUUUAUCCAUUCCUACCUUGCUGUGCUGGAGGGAGUGCGUGUCGUUUCCUCCCAGAGUGAACUCCAGGCAGCCGUGCUCGGCCCCAGGCAUCGCUUUGUUGUGUCUCUUACUCUCACUUCCUUGCACACGGAGGAACCCUAUUUUUCAGCAUUAAACCUCUGGCUGCGGAGGCCAUUUAUGGAGAAAACUUCUGGUGUGGUAUCAGGCAGCUUGCCUGGUAAGAACCCCAAAAGCAAACAGUGGUUUGAGGAUAAAGAGAUCAGAAGAAAAGCACAGCAAGUGGUGAAGUCCUUCUCUGACUUUGUUCGUGUGAACAAAUCAAAUAGGGCUGUCCUGUUCCUUGUGGCGUCUGUCCCAGACAAGGACAACCCAGGAGCUUCCAUUUACCUGUAUGAGGAUGGGGAGCUGGUCAGCACCAACUUUGAGCCUCCAGCAAAGCCUCUUCCUCCCCUGAUUGCUGGAAUCAGCCAUGACCGUGUGCAGCUCACUUUGAAGCCAGCUCCCUUUGGAGAGUCUGUGAUCAUGGGAUAUAAGGUGGAGUACAGAGAUUUCGGGUUGGGGGGAUGGAUGACCAGGAACAUAAAUAGCAAACAAGAGACAUUCCCAGUAUCACAGCUGUAUGCAAACACUAGGUACCAGUUCCGAUACACUGCAGUGACCAAACCAGGGCUCAGUGCGAGCAGUGAGGAGAGUGACGUUGUCAAGACGCUCCCAACCAGCCCCCCUGGGACACCUGCAGCAGCUACUGUCGAAUCAACUGCCAUCACACUGAGCUGGGAGGCACCCGCUGUCAUUGGACAGAGAGUCAGUGUUAAGGAGUACAGGGUGCAAUAUAGAGAGGAAGUUGGAGGUGAAAACCCUGCGGAGAAAGACAAAUGGUUGGAGCAGCGAACAGGACAGAAAGUCGAGCUCUGUAAGACCGAUGGGCUGAAGCCACAGAUGCUGUACAGGGUCCGAGUCUCAGCCGUGUGCGAGGACGGGGCUCUGAGCGCCCCCAGCGAGGACUUGUGCAUUUCUACAUUACCGGUUUGGGCAAACCUCCCUGUUACCUCCAUGGCCGAUGUUGAGAGAGAAGCCGUUGAGAUGCCGACUCUGGGGCGUCCGUUCCAGCUGGGGAUGUUGUACGACUGCCGCACUGACGCCCCCCUGCCAGAUGUCACAUUACUGGACACCGAGGUCCUUCACAAGGACGUGGAUAUUGGGGAGCAGUGUGAGACAGAAUGGCAGGUCCUUGUGUCUGACACCAUUGAAGACAAAGCCUCCAUGCUCCGCAUGGGCCCGGCAUUGCAGACCAGCUUCCUGUGCGGUUUGGUUGAGGUGAAAGGAUCUGCCGCAUAUCUAAAUGACACCACGAGGUCCCAGCGCCAGGCCCGAGUCACUCUCCGACACCAGACAAGCACAAGGCUGGAGCGACUGACUAUGAGCCAUUUAGGGCUCCAGCAGGUCCCUUACCCGGCUGUACCGGACCAAGGCAAAGCGACUCACGUGGUCACUGCUGUGCUGUACGGGGCCCAGGCUUUCUUUGUGUUUGAUCAGGAAGUGGGUUCACGUGAGGUCGUACCAGAGACACAGGGCAACAUGAAGCGGCUGAUAGAAAAACUCCGUCAGAUUUCAGCAGGACAAGAUGGAGAAGUCGAAGUGGAUGACAGUGAGAAAGAAGAGGCUCAGCAUAUCCGUUGCACUUACUACGGUGACUUUGCUCUCAAGGACAAUCCAGCGACUUACCAAGAUGCCACGAGAGUGUGUGCCACCCUCCCAAAGCUGGUGGGGGACGGUGGGGAGAAGGCCGUCCCGCUGAGAGUCUGGCUGUACCCGCUGAGCAGGGCCGAUGCUCGAGGCGCUGCGGUGGUCCGUGAGAUCAGUGCAAGGCUCAUGGCUAAGGCCCAGGCUGUCCUGGAGCAGCUGAACGACUGCGACAGGCGGUGCAGGGACAUGAUGAGGGACAGCACGGCCCUGCGCUUCCCUGCAAUCCAGGGGAAACUGCAGCAGUGCCAGGCGCUGUGCACUCGGUACAGACAGGCCUUCCAGAAACAGCUGGCCGCGAUCGUCCCUGCCAUCCGUGCAGGAGGAGCAGAGGAAGGGUGUCUGGAGGAGGCUUUAAUGAGCAUUGAACAAUCACCAUUCAGUCCUCAGCACCUCCGGGAGUUUCUGGAUCUAAGAAUGAGAGAGAUGAAACUUGUGAACAUGUACCUCCCUUUGCUAGACGGGGUGGAGCUGAUUUCUUCAGAGGAGGAUCUAAGGGACAUAGUAUUCAACCCCAUGAUUACAUAUGUUGUCUCCUUUACUUUUACUUCUUUACAUCGAGAGGAGCCAUUUCUAUCAGGUUUAGUUGCCUGGCUUCACACUGCAGAUGAGAGGAAAACCUGGGAUCCAGCCUCAGCCUCUCCUGCCUGUGAGGAAUCAAACUGCCGGCUGUGGUUUGAGCACGACGUUGCACAGCGCAGAGCACGGGUCUCUGCACGUUUCUUCUCAGACUUCGUACGUGUUAAUAAAUGUAGCGGGAAGACUCGGUUCCUUGUGACCUCAGUCUCAGACGAGGACAACCCAGGAGCUUCCAUUUACCUGUAUGAGGAUGGGGAGCUGGUCUGCACCAACUUUGAGCCUCCCUCAAAACCUCUUCCUCCCCUGAUUGCUGGGAUCAGCCACGACUGUGUGCAGCUCACGUUGAAGCCAGCAACCCGGGGAGAGGCUGCAGUAACCGGCUAUCGGGUGGAGUACAGAAGAGUGGGGCAGGAGGACUGGACAGCUGUGAGUGUGUAUAGCAAACAAGAGACAUUCCCAGUAUCACAGCUGUGUGCAAACACUGAGUACCAGUUCCAGUAUGCUGCCAUCAGCAAACCAGGGCUCAGCGUGAGCAGUGUUGUGAGUGAUGCUGUCAGGAUGCUCCCAACCAGCCCACCUGGGAGGCCUGUAGCAGUUUAUGUGGGCUCAUCUGCCAUUUCCCUGAGCUGGGAGGCACCAGCAGUCCUUGGAGAGGGAGUCAGUAUAAAGGAGUACAGGGUGGAGUAUAGGGAGGAAGCUGGAGGAGAAAGUCCUGAGCAGAAAGACAAAUGGCUGGAGCGAAGGACGGGAAGGAAAGCAGAGCUCUGUGACAUCGAUGGGCUGAGCCCAGGGACGCCCUACAGACUCCGAGUGUCGGCUGUGUGUGCAGGUGGGACCAUGAGCAACGUCAGUGAAGAGCUCACCAUCUCCACUGCAAAGGCAGGAGCAAUAACUUCAUCUACAUAGGGUCAUGGGAAAGUGUUGCUGGGGGGGGACCUCGUGCACAGUUCUGUGGUGAUGGGUGUGAUAGCUGAAAUUAUGUCUGUGAGAUAAAGGUGCUUGCUUCAGGCUCUAUGAAGAUUAGACCAAGUGUUUUUCUGUAUUUGUUUAGAUAUUAAGCUAUAUGUUGUCGCUAAAAGCCUAAUUAAAGUUUAAGAUGUAGUGAGGCCUUGUAUAAAGUAAGGCCCAGUAAAUUUAGCAAAGCCUUGAAGUAGUAAGGCUCUGUGGCGUAGUUAAAAUUACCUUAUCAAAGGAAUGCAAUGCUUGUACUGCUGUUGGUCCAAGGACAGUUGAAGUAAAAGGAAUCUGAGUGGUUGUUCGUUAUCAGAACCAUUCAGAAGCUAUAAAUUAGCUGGAAUAACUGGAAACCAUUGAGAAGGAAGAUAAAGCUCCGUGAAAAGGAUUAGUUAGCUGUUGCCUGAAUCAGUGGGCCUGUGGACCUCGAGAAGCCCAAGGACUGAAUACCAGGGUCCUUCCCAGUACCCCUCAGACAGCGCUGUUUGAGGAUGCCUGACUUUGCUGAACUUUGUGGAAAGAGAAGCCUGCUGUGUAUCAGGCAUCAGAGGGGACUGCCGAUAAGUUGCCGACGUGAAUUGUUUUUGACUGUCAUUGUUUGUCUUGUUACUAUGUGUAGUUGUGUUUUUGUUAGGUCAAUAAACCUUUCUUCCCUUUCUGCCCCCAA
This is a messenger RNA of Alligator mississippiensis (American alligator), 5148 nucleotides long. RefSeq lists its product as uncharacterized. The record is from RefSeq and is a predicted model, not a curated record. The transcript is spliced from 5 exons. Gene Ontology annotation, molecular function: protein binding. Lineage: Eukaryota; Metazoa; Chordata; Crocodylia; Alligatoridae. Bases 87 to 4433 code for a protein of 1448 amino acids.